AUGGCUGGUCCCCAUUUGUGGCUGCGGGCUGAAGUGAAGCCGAGCGAGCACCGCACAGCACUCACACCGGAGGCAUGCAAAGAGCUCAUCGGCCUCGGCUUCAAGAUCAGCGUGGAAAGCUCAACGGAUCCAAGCACCAAGCGCUGCUACACGGAUGAAGACUACAAGGCGGCUGGCUGCGAGAUUGUGGAGACGGGGAGCUGGCCCACAGCGCCGAAGGACGCAUACAUUGUCGGUCUCAAGGAACUGCCAGAGGACACUUCCCCUCUCGAGCACACCCACAUCUACUUUGGCCACUGCUACAAGGGCCAGGGCGGCUGGAAGGAGCUGCUUGCCCGCUUCAGGGCCGGCGGCGGAAAACUGCUCGACCUCGAGUUCCUCACAGAUGCCACCGGUCCGCCGCCGCGUUCUGCGUUUGGAUACAUGGCUGGAUACACCGGCGCAUUUGUCGGCCUCGACGUCUGGUGCCACCGUCAACUCAAGACGGAAGGGGCGUAUCCCUCCAUUGACGCCUACCCAAAUGAAGAAGUCCUCUUCAAGUACAUCAAGCCCCGCAUCCAAGACGCAACAGCUGGGGCCGGUGGAGCGCCGCGUGUGCUGGUGAUGGGUGCGCUCGGGCGGUGUGGUCGCGGCGCGUGUGAUUUCCUCGUCAACGCCGGCAUCCCAGAGGCGAACAUUCUUCGCUGGGACCUGGAGGAGACAAAAAAGGGUGGACCGUUCCCCGAACUUCUUGACGUGGACAUCUUUGUCAACUGCAUCUACCUCGCCAAGCCAAUCCCGCCCUUCAUCACCCGUGAGAUGCUUGACCAGGACAGCAGACGGCUCUCUGUUGUUGUGGACGUGAGCUGUGACACCACCAACCCGCACAACCCCAUCCCCUUUGCCGACAAGAACACCACAUUCACAGAACCCACGUUCCAAAUCACCCCAAGUGGGGGCGCUGUUGUGGAUGUUGUGACGAUUGACCAUCUGCCGACGCUGCUGCCCAAGGAGAGCAGUGACCGCUUUGCUGCAGACCUCCUCCCAACCAUCAAGGGCCUCGCCCAGCAGGAGGGACACCCCGUCUGGGGCCGUGCGCUGGAGCUGUUCCACAAGAAGAUGGAGGAGGCACAGACCGCGUGA
Molecule: messenger RNA, 1122 nt
Organism: Salpingoeca rosetta
Lineage: Eukaryota; Choanoflagellata; Craspedida; Salpingoecidae
Product: saccharopine dehydrogenase
Exons: 11
Coding region: 1-1122 (373 amino acids)
Cellular component (GO): cytoplasm
Molecular function (GO): saccharopine dehydrogenase (NAD+, L-lysine-forming) activity
Source: RefSeq, a predicted model, not a curated record